AUGUCCGCAGAGAGCAACAUCCUCGAUGACUUAUUGUCCAGCAGUUUCCACGGUGACGAGGAGGGCGGGGCUGAGCCUGAUCACCACAGGAGGAAUUCACCUGGAGAUGAAUAUUCCACGUCUUGUCAGUCCCCGGCGAUGGACAGUCCAUUCACAUGUGCGGGCUGCGGUGGACGUGUGUGUGACCAAGUGAUCUUAUUGGCUGCAGGACAGGCGUGGCAUGGGGAGUGUCUUCGCUGCAGUCAGUGUCAGUGUGAACUUCAGACACAUCCGUCGCUGUACAGUCGGGAUGGCAGCAUCUACUGUCAGCAGGAUUACUACAGGUUAUUCGCCGUCGGUCAAUGUGCCCGCUGCUCUCAGCCAAUCCCGCCCUCUGCUAUGGUCAUGAGGUCAGGAGAGAUGACCUUUCACCCUCAGUGUUUUUCCUGUCAGGAAUGUGAUGUGACUUUUGUUCCUGGAAACCUGUACUGCGUGGAGGGGAGAAAACUCUACUGCUGGGCCCAUUACCAAACUGACAGAGAUCUGUCUCCAAAUCAUACACACCUGCUUCAGAACUCACACACCGACGGUGAGAGGGAGGAGCCAGGCAUCAGUCCUGAGAACCAAUUGGAUGACAGGCCCUCGGGGGGCGGGUCGUGGCGACGCGCUAAGCGAAUCAGGACUUGUUUUCGUACCGAGCAGCUUAGAGCGCUGGAAUCAUAUUUCAGUCAAAAACAUAAUCCUGAUGCCAAAGACUGGGCGUGUCUGUCCCAAAGAACCAGUUUACCAAAGAGAGUCUUGCAGGUGUGGUUUCAGAAUGCUCGAGCCAGGCUACGACGAUCCCUCUCCAAAGAAACUUCACAUGGGUGUGCCUCACCCCUCCCUCCAAAAGCUGAAACCAUGACGACUGUGGACAUGUCAGUGAUCGCCAUGACGACUGUGGACAUGUCCGGGAUCCCUCCCCACGCUGCUCAGAGCCUCCAGACCUCUACCAUCAACCAUCUGGAGUUCUCUUUACUUACUGGUCAGACCCAUACUGAAAACAGAGACACAUACAAUGGCUCUCUUCUUCUUAACCUCAGUACCCAGGAGGCACCUGGGCUCUCCCCAUUAGAGACCACAGACUUUAAUGAUCCCAGUGAGAGAAGUGGAUUUGACAGUGAUAUUGCUCCGUUCGGCUAUUACUGA
Chanos chanos (milkfish) is the source of this 1167-nucleotide messenger RNA. Its product is annotated as LIM/homeobox protein Lhx9-like. Gene Ontology annotation, biological process: regulation of transcription by RNA polymerase II; neuron differentiation. The transcript has 6 exons. Gene Ontology annotation, molecular function: RNA polymerase II transcription regulatory region sequence-specific DNA binding; DNA-binding transcription factor activity, RNA polymerase II-specific. The coding region runs from base 1 to 1167 and encodes 388 amino acids. Lineage: Eukaryota; Metazoa; Chordata; Actinopteri; Gonorynchiformes; Chanidae. The record is from RefSeq and is a predicted model, not a curated record. Gene Ontology annotation, cellular component: nucleus.